Molecule: messenger RNA, 1455 nt
Organism: Euleptes europaea (tarantolino)
Lineage: Eukaryota; Metazoa; Chordata; Lepidosauria; Squamata; Sphaerodactylidae
Gene: MEIOB
Product: meiosis specific with OB-fold
Exons: 13
Coding region: 1-1455 (484 amino acids)
Biological process (GO): resolution of meiotic recombination intermediates
Molecular function (GO): single-stranded DNA 3'-5' DNA exonuclease activity; single-stranded DNA binding
Source: RefSeq, a predicted model, not a curated record
AUGGCGCACUCCUUUUCAGCACGAAGCUUUGUGACCAUUGCAGAUCUUCACCCAAAUCUGGCUCGUCCUAGUAUCAUUGGUGUGGUGAUUGGGAAAACGGAUCCGAAAGGCUUUCCCGACAGAAGAAUCGUUGGUGCAGAAAGAUACACUUUUGGUUUUACUGUUCGUGACUCGCCAUCUUACUUCAUAAACGUAAAUUCUUGGGGAAGAGAGGAAUACGUUAAAUCACUUUCAGAAAGUUUUCGAGUUGGUGACUGUGUCAUCAUUGAAAAUCCUUUAGUGCAGAUGAAAGAAGUAGAAAAGGAGGAAAAAUUUAACCCUACAACACCAAGCGGUUACAAGCUACUGCUUAGCGAGACUCAUUCAGUGGUCAAAAUCUGCUCUGGAUGUGAAGUGGACACCAAGCUGAUGUCGCUGUUGAAUGUGCCUGUGAAAGAACCCCAGAAUUUUUACUCGCUGGGUGACAUUGUGGCCAACGGACAGAGCUUGGACGGCAGAAUCAUUAAUGUUCUUGCGGCUGUGAAGUCGGUGGGCGAGCCAAAGUAUUUCACCACAUCGGACCGACGAAGAGGUCACAGAUGCGAAGUGCGGCUGUUUGAUGAAACUCAGUCUUCCUUUCUGAUGACAUGCUGGGACAAUGAAACUAUCCAGCAUGCCCAGAGCUGGAUGCCUCGAGAAACAGUAAUCUUUGCAGCAGACGUGAAAAUAAACUUUGACAAAUUUAGGAACUCCAUGGUUGCAACCGUCAUCUCUAAAACCAUUAUUACUCCUAAUCCUGAUACGCCAGAAGCAAAUAUUCUACUCAAUUUCAUAAGAGAGAGUGCGGAAAUGUUAGCUUGGGAUGAUGAAAUAGGAGAUCAGUUCAGAGAGCCCGUAAACUUGCAGACGAUAGCUGAGGUUUAUACCGUGAAACAGUUAAAGAAGAAAGCUUUGCAAAAUGAGGGGAAACCAGAACUUUUCUAUGGCAUUAUUUUUGCCUACAUUUCUAUGCUGAAUAUUGAUACCGAAACUGCUAAAAUAAUAAGAAACAGAUGCGCCAGGUGUCACAAUGUGGUCAAUGAAACAACCAGCGGGUGCUCUCUCUGUAGCAGCUUUCCUUCCUCGUUGGACACGCCGGCCUUCCCAAGCUUUGCUUUACGAGUUGAUGUGACCGACCACACAGGCACGCUCCCUUCCUGCAGCCUCUCGGACACGGUGGCCGAAGAAACUCUAGGCUGCAUGGCUCAGGAGUUCCUGGCUCUGACGGAGGCUCAAAAGACAGCAUUAAAAUGGCAACUUCUUCUGGAACGAAGUAAAAUGUAUUUCAAAGUCACUCUGUCACCCAGUUCAAGGAGCGGACUGCGAGUGAGUCUGCUUUCUUGCAAACUAGCAGAUCCUGUAGAGUCUAGUCUAAACUUGAUUGGAAGUGGAAAAGAGGCUCUUCGCAAUGCCGCCAAACAGCUAGAAGGACUUUAA